AUGGCUUAUACACUUUUUGCUGUGAUAGCAGGAUCAAUCUACAAUUUGUUGCAUAUCCCUUUUGCAAUAUAUUUUCUAAUAAGAAAGAAGCCUAUGAUAAAUCAUAAGGUUUUUCGACAGAUUGAACUCUAUGGUGACAAGAUUAUAUUUGGGGUACUAGCAAUAGGAGCUGGUGCAGCAUUAGGUGCAACUAUGGAUUUAAAUAGAAUUGUUUAUAAUGAUAAUAACUCAAAGUUUCAUAAAUUCUUAAACUUGAUGUAUAUUCCAGCUGCAUUUCUUUGGGCUGGACUUGUCACAUCUGGAAUUUCUUCUAUAUUAUCAUCUUUUAGUCUUCAUGAGACUGAAUCAUGA
This is a messenger RNA of Solanum verrucosum, 351 nucleotides long. Its product is annotated as CASP-like protein PIMP1. The transcript has 3 exons. The record is from RefSeq and is a predicted model, not a curated record. NCBI's taxonomy places the organism in Eukaryota, Viridiplantae, Streptophyta, Magnoliopsida, Solanales, Solanaceae. Bases 1 to 351 code for a protein of 116 amino acids.